AUGGCGGCCACCAACAAAGAUGCCGAGAAAGCCGUCAAUGUCUCGGAUCAGGACGAAAAGAGUCAGCAACAACCACUUGAUAUCGAGACCAAGACAGCCAAGGAUGAGAACCACCAUGGAUCCCGCAAGUUCUCUCUGGAUACGACAGAUGCUCUGACUCCUGAUCGCGGCACCGAAGACAUGUUUAACACGAAAGAUAACAACAAAUUCGCUUUCGCCCCCGGUCAUUUGAGCAAGCUCUUGAACCCAAAAAGUCACAACGCCUUUUAUGCUCUCGGGGGCCUUGCUGGUCUAGAGAAGGGUCUGCAAACCAAUCGCAAGACCGGCUUGGGUGUUGAUGAAGACAAAUUGGAUCACGCCGUUUCGUUCGAAGAGGUGGCCCUCAAAGGCGUGCCCAAGUACGGAGCAGCUGGAAACACAGUCCCCCAGCCUGACCCAAAAGCGAAGAAUGAUAUCCCCAUCCCACCUCCACCAAGCGAGUACACCGGUGGCUUUUCGGAUCGUAAGCAUGCGUUUCGAGAUAACAAGCUACCUGACAAGAAGCAAAAGUCAUUUCUACAGAUGGUGUGGAUCGCCUACAACGACAAGGUGUUGAUUUUGUUGUCGAUUGCCGCCAUUGUCUCUCUUGCGCUUGGCUUAUACGAGACUUUUGGACAAAGCCAUGCACCGGGCGAAGCUCGAGUCGAGUGGGUUGAGGGUGUUGCCAUUAUGGUUGCCAUUGUUAUCGUUGUCAUGGUUGGCUCGAUCAACGAUUGGCGAAUGCAGCAAAAGUUCAACACUCUCAACAAAAAGAAUGACGAUCGCACUGUCAAGGUCAUCCGUUCUGGCAAGUCGGUGGAAAUAUCUGUCUACGACAUUGUGGUUGGCGAUGUCGUUCAUCUCUCAACAGGCGACAUGGUACCAGUUGACGGCAUCUUCAUUGAAGGUCAUGGGGUCAAGUGCGACGAGUCAUCGGCUACAGGCGAGUCUGAUCUGCUCAAAAAGGUCGGCGCCGACGAAGUCUACGAGGCUCUUGACAAGAUGGCAAAAGACAAUGUCGAUCAUCCUGAUAUCGAGAAAAUGGACCCCUUCAUCAUCUCCGGCAGCAAGAUUCAAGAAGGCACUGGUACUUUCUUGGCCACUGCAGUUGGUGUCAAUUCUUCAUAUGGCCGUAUCACCAUGUCUCUCAGAACCGAGCAAGAAGAUACCCCAUUGCAGAGAAAGCUCAACAUUCUUGCAGAUUGGAUUGCGAAAGCUGGUUUUGCCGCAGCUUUGCUGUUGUUCAUUGUCCUUUUCAUCAAGUUCUGCGUUGGACUUCCCACAAAUAAUGGUACUCCUGAGCAGAAGGGUCAGCAAUUCCUAAAGCUCUUCAUCGUCUCUGUUACCGUUGUCGUUGUGGCUGUUCCCGAGGGACUGCCUCUAGCUGUUACUUUAGCGCUAUCUUUUGCAACAUCACGUAUGAUGAAAGACAAUAAUUUGGUGAGAGUUCUCAAGGCUUGCGAGACAAUGGGCAACGCAACCACCAUUUGCUCAGACAAGACGGGAACCCUCACGCAAAACAAGAUGUCAGUUGUUGCCACGACCCUAGGUAAGAGUAUCAGUUUUGGCGGUACCGAUGCUCCUCUUGAGUCCUCAAGAGAAGAGAAGCCCAAGAACAGUACGUCGCCUUCCGACGAAACCCACGUCAACUCGGUUCGCAAUGUUUCAGCUGGAGAUUUUGCCAAAGACCUGAGCUCCGAGACAAAGCAACUCCUCAUUCAAGGCAAUGCUGUCAACUCCACUGCGUUCGAGGGAGACCAAGAAGGAGAGCACACUUUCAUCGGGUCCAAGACUGAAGUUGCCCUUCUCACUUUCAGCCGGGAUCAACUAGGAGCCGGACCUGUCGAAGAGGAGCGAUCAAACGCAAACGUGGUUCAAGUUGUCCCCUUCGAUUCGGCAGUCAAGUACAUGGCUACUGUUGUCAAACUCUCGAACGGUAAAUACAGGGCUUACGUCAAGGGAGCCUCUGAGAUUCUCCUCGGAAAAUGCACCAAGGUGUUGGACAACCCAAGUGGUUCCGAGCUCAACGUGGUCGACUUGACUUCGGAGGACAAGGAUAUGUUCGCGCAAACAAUUGACUCGUACGCUGGCCAAACCCUUCGCACAAUUGGCUCUUCCUUCCGAGACUUCGACUCCUGGCCACCAAAGGAAGCCGUCUCCGAGGAGGACUCGAGGAGUGCAGAUUUUGACAAGAUUCACCAAGACAUGACCCUCAUUGCGAUUUACGGUAUCAAAGAUCCCUUGAGACCUUCCGUCAUCGAUGCUAUCAAGGACUGCAAUCGCGCCGGUGUAGUGGUCCGCAUGGUCACUGGAGACAACAUCUUGACGGCAAGAGCAAUCGCCAAUGAAUGUGGCAUCUAUCACCCCGAAGAUGGUGGCAUUGCCAUGGAAGGUCCGACUUUCCGCAGGAAGACUGAGGAAGAGCUCAAGGACAUUGUUCCCAAACUACAAGUUCUUGCGCGUUCCAGUCCAGAAGACAAGAGAAUUCUUGUCCGAACUCUCAAAGAUCUUGGUGAGACGGUUGCUGUGACUGGAGAUGGCACGAAUGACGCACCCGCGCUGAAGCUCUCAGAUAUUGGUUUUUCCAUGGGCAUUGCUGGCACCGAAGUUGCGAAAGAAGCAUCUGGUAUCAUUCUGAUGGAUGACAACUUUGCUUCAAUCGUCAAGGCCCUGAUGUGGGGAAGAGCUGUGAAUGACUCUGUAAAGAAGUUCUUGCAGUUCCAACUGACCGUGAACGUUACCGCUGUUGUUUUGACAUUUGUCUCUGCAGUCGCCAGCCCUACACAGGAGUCGGUUCUCAACGCCGUCCAACUGCUCUGGGUCAACUUGAUCAUGGACACAUUUGCCGCGCUCGCGCUUGCCACGGACCCGCCGACUCGCAGUGUCCUGGACCGCAAGCCUGACCGAAAGUCUGCGUCACUUAUCACGCUGAGGAUGGCCAAGAUGAUUAUGGGACAAGCAAUUUUGCAGCUCGUGAUCACCUUUGUCUUGAACUUUGCUGGACGCAGCCUUUUGGGCUAUGGCACAUCCGAAGAUGAUACCAAGAGUCUGAAUACCCUCGUUUUCAACACAUUUGUUUGGUUGCAGAUUUUCAACGAACUGAACAAUCGCCGCCUAGAUAACAGGUUCAACAUUUUCGAAAACAUCACCAAGAACUACUUCUUCAUCGGAAUCAACCUGAUCAUGAUUGGUGGUCAGGUUCUCAUCAUUUUCAAGGGAGGUGAGGCAUUCCAGAUCCAUGCUCUAAAUGGCAAAGAAUGGGGUCUCUCUAUCGGCCUCGGCGCCAUCUCUCUUCCUUGGGGAGCUUUCAUCCGUCUCAUUCCCGACGCGUGGGUGGCUUCAUGUCUGCCAUGGUUCAUCCGCAAGAAGUGGGCGCCUGAUACGAUUUCGGAGAAGCGUCUCGAGGAGCAUCGCAAGUUUACUGGCGGUCUCGAACCUCCUCUGCGGACACACACUGGACUCAGAGGCCGCAGAGCGCAGGAGCACAUGCCGUUCCGCCAGCGGAUGCACAAUGUGAAGGUCCAUGCCAAGGCGAAGAUUGGCGGCCAUGAUCACAGCGUUUCGCUUAUCAAGGAGGGUUAA
Molecule: messenger RNA, 3600 nt
Organism: Colletotrichum abscissum
Lineage: Eukaryota; Fungi; Ascomycota; Sordariomycetes; Glomerellales; Glomerellaceae
Product: calcium-translocating P-type ATPase
Exons: 4
Coding region: 1-3600 (1199 amino acids)
Biological process (GO): calcium ion transmembrane transport; intracellular calcium ion homeostasis
Cellular component (GO): plasma membrane; intracellular membrane-bounded organelle
Molecular function (GO): ATP binding; ATP hydrolysis activity; P-type calcium transporter activity
Source: RefSeq, a predicted model, not a curated record